GCUCUUGCUGCCGUAGUGGCCUUCGAGGACACCGGUACCAGCCUGGGGCUCGGGUUGACGGGGGCCUCCACCGUCCGGCCCUUUCCAGUCAUCUUAGGCCAGGGUCUCCCGCCACAGGCCCGGACUACUGCCCCAGGCUUUUUGCUUUGCGACCUUCAAGAUCUUGUAGGAUAGUUAGCAUUAUGCCCCUUUUAUUUCUUUCUUUCUUUCUUUUUUUUUUUAAAUGAGGAAACUGAAUCCCAGAGAACCGUAGCAAAUUGCCCAGGGUGACACAAUCGAUAAUUACCAGAGACUCAAAAGUCUUUUCCUUUAUGGCAAUCUACAUCCCAAACUUCGUGGCUUUUUUUUUUUAAAUACAGUAUAGAUGGCUCUUGCUGAGGGAAGGGUUUGUGUGGAAAUAAGUCAGGAGGUGUUAUGAGUCUAUUUGGGAAUUUCUGUAUCACUGUGGAUUCUGGGGAAAAUUACUUGACUUUGCUGGAUCUCAGGUUGAUUUUUUUUUUUUUUUCAUCUUUAAAAUGUAACUGGAUCUGAAGACUGGUACUUUACCUGUUUGUUCAUGAGCCCCGUGUUCAGAACUGUGAUGGAACUCCCUCCUUGCAAGGUUGCUUCCCUCCAUCUCUUGAGUUCCUUCCCAGUCCCACACAACCUAUUGGACCUCUACACCAUCAAAGUUACCGAUUAUUCCUUAGACUGGGCUUAAAAGAUUUAAACAAUCUCUGACAACUCAUUCAAUUCCUAUUAGAUGGCAGACGCUUCGCCUCCACGAAGUUCUCAACAGAUGGAGAAAGUCAGUAGAUAGCAAAAGAAGGGGAGUGAUUGGAGUGGUCAGAGCAAAUGGCAAUCUUUAAAACAGAUAUGAAAGAAAUAAGAAAAAAAUGUUUAAAACUAAUUUGUUUUCAUAGUGAAAUUGAUGAGGACAUUGCAACAGUUUUUUUUUUAAUGGAAAAAUAAUCUGAAGAAAACUUUCUUAGGAAAAACACCAUUGCCAAAUUAAUACAGCAGUAUCAGUGAGCUGCAGAUGAGAUAUGGCAAAAGUUAAACCAGCUCAAAAAAUUUUAUGAGAACUCAGAGGGAAAAUAUAAUAGAAACUAUUGAGAGGUAAAGGUACGAGAUAUGGAGAAUGGAUCCAGAAAACUAAUAAUCAAAUAUGAGUCCAGAAGGUGAUAACAGAACUGACUGAGGAGGAGCAAUAAUCGAAUAUAUAAUAGAAGAAAAUUUACUCAGUUGAUGGAAAAUUUGGAUUUAAGACUUAAAUUCAACCCUCAGAUUUAAAAGGUUCAUGUAAUGCCAGGUAGAAAUAAGUGAAAAGACAACCAUAUUUAGACCUGUAUCACAAUGAAAGCUGAGUUUAAAGAAUUAAAAUAUGUGCUGAUAUAGUCAAGAUACAUUGUUAAUUUUUUAAGCCAAUUGCAGAACAAGAUAUAGAGUAUGGUUCUGUCUGAGUGCAGCAAAACCAUUUAUUGCAUAUGUAAAUUUCUAUAUAAAUACAUCAAAAAAGAUGUGGAAGAAUACAUACCGAACUUUUUAAAAUGGUUAUCUUGGGAAUUCCCUGGCUGUCCAGUGGUUAGGACUGCAAGCUCUCACUGCCAAGGGCCCGGGUUCGAUCCCUGGUUGGGGAACUAAGAUCCCACAAGCUGCACAGCGUGCACAAAUAAAUAAAUAAGUAAAAAGAAUGAAAAUUAAUAAGCUACAUAUUCAAUAAGGGUAGAAAAAGAAAAUAAAAAUAGAAGGAAGAAAUAAAGAUAAAAUCAGAAAUAAAGGAAAAAGAACAGCACUUGAUAAAUUGAAGCACUCAUUCUUCAGAAAUAGACAUUAAAAUAGACACAUUUCUGGCAAAAAAUUUUGAAAAUUCAAGAUAUCCUACCAAAUGCUUCAUAGGUAAUGCAAACUUAGCUCAUCAAAUCUCUGAUUUUCCCCUAAAAUAUUUGUUUCUUUGCCAGCCUUAUAUCUCAGUAAAUUAUACCACCAUCGAAGUCAAAACCCAAGAGUUAUCCUUGACACCUCCGUCUCCCUCAGUCCCCACAUUCAAUCCAAUAUCAGGAUAUGUCUCUUCUAUAUCUGUAGUGGUGACAUAUGGAGUUCAUCACCUCAACAUUUUCACCUUCCUUUUCUCUUGAAAACUGUCCCUUACUCUCACUCAGAAGUACUUUCUCUUUUCCUUUUUCUAUUUCCUUUUUUCCUUUCUUUCCUCUUUUACUCCCUUCAUUUGCUCCUAUUUUUCCCUCAGGUGCAGAGAUUUGAGGCAGUCCUGCUGUUCAGUUCACAUUAUCAUCAACAAGGCCUUUCUCAUUUUAUCUUUUUUUCCUUCAUUCCAAUUCCCAGUCAUGUUCCUUCCCUCUUCAUUCAGUAGCCACUCUAAUGUGUUUGAUAUAUGUCCUUGGAUAUACAUGUAUCUUUGAAUAAUAUAUAGUAUUGUUUUAUAUAUGUAUGUGUUUUAAAUGUACAUAUUUGAUAUUGUGUUAUAGAAAUCAUUGUUUCAUGUUUCUGUAAAUACUUCUAUUGCAUAGUAUUGUCUUAAAUGACCUCACACCCUUGGCCACUGGUCCUGGGCCUAGAUGGGCCAAUCAGAGUCCCUACCCAGAAUUUUUUUUAACUGAAACUAAGAAAAAAAGAAAAUCCCUCUCCAGUUUGGAAGCCGUAAAAUGUAAAACACAGGAGCUGUCAGCAGCCAUGUGUCCUGCCAUGCGGAACCAGCUGGUCUGCAGUGAAAAGAAUGAAGCCGACAUGCAGAAAGCAGCAGAGAACCAUGUGUGAUCAGUACUGCAUCUCCUUUGCUGAUGUUGAGAAAGCACAUAUCAACAUUCGAGAUUUUAUCCACCUCACACCAGUGCUAACAAGCUCCAUUUUGAAUCAAGUAACAGGGCGCAAUCUUUUCUUCAAAUGUGAACUCUUCCAGAAAACUGGAUCUUUUAAGAUUCGUGGUGCCCUUAAUGCAAUCAGAGGCUUGAUUUCUGCCACUUCAGAAGAGAAGCCCAAAGCUGUUGUUACUCACAGCAGUGGAAACCAUGGCCAGGCUCUCUCCUAUGCUGCCAAAUUGCAAGGGAUUCCUGCUUAUAUUGUAGUGCCCAAAACAGCUCCCAACUGUAAAAAAUUGGCGAUACAAGGCUAUGGAGCCUCUAUAGUAUACAGUGAACAAAGCGACGAGUCCAGAGAAAAUGUUACAAAAAGAAUUGUGGAAGAAACAGAAGGCAUCAUGGUACAUCCCAACCAGGAGCCUGCAGUGAUAGCUGGGCAAGGGACAAUUGCCAUGGAAGUCCUAAACCAGGUUCCCUUGGUAGAUGCACUGGUGGUACCUGUAGGAGGAGGAGGAAUGGUUGCUGGAAUCGCAAUUACAGUUAAGGCUCUGAGACCUAGUGUCAAGGUAUAUGCUGCUGAACCCUUGAAUGCAAAUGACUGCUACCAGUCCAAACUGAAAGGGGAACUGACCCCCAAUCCCUAUCCUCCAGAAACCAUAGCAGAUGGUGUCAGAUCCAGCAUUGGCUUAAACACCUGGCCUAUUAUAAGGGACCUCGUGGAUGACGUCUUCACUGUCACAGAGGAUGAAAUUAAGUAUGCAACCCAGCUGGUGUGGGAGAGGAUGAAAUUGCUUAUUGAACCUACAGCUGGUGUUGGAGUGGCCGCUGUGCUGUCUCAGCAUUUUCAAACAGUUUCCGCAGAAGUAAAGAACAUUUGUAUUGUGCUCAGUGGUGGAAAUGUAGACUUAACUUCCCUAACUUGGGUGAAGCAGGCUGAAAAGCCAGCUCUUUAGAAAUCUGUUUCUGUUUAAUAUGUGCAAAAGGAAGAAAAGGGAUUCAGUGUCUAGACACUUGGAAAUUUU
This is a messenger RNA of Lagenorhynchus albirostris (white-beaked dolphin), 3817 nucleotides long. It is a transcript of the gene SRR, whose product is annotated as serine racemase. The transcript is spliced from 8 exons. NCBI's taxonomy places the organism in Eukaryota, Metazoa, Chordata, Mammalia, Artiodactyla, Delphinidae. Gene Ontology annotation, cellular component: cytoplasm. Gene Ontology annotation, biological process: D-serine biosynthetic process; L-serine metabolic process; pyruvate biosynthetic process. Gene Ontology annotation, molecular function: ATP binding; magnesium ion binding; pyridoxal phosphate binding. The coding region runs from base 2714 to 3748 and encodes 344 amino acids. The record is from RefSeq and is a predicted model, not a curated record.